AUGGUCAGCCACUUCCUCCUGCUGCCAUUGGCAGACACGCGGCAGCUGCAGCUCCUGCACUUCUGCCUCUUCCUGGGCAUCUCCCUGGCUGCCCUCCUGGGCAACGGCCUCAUCAUCAGCGCCGUAGCCUGCGGCCACCACCUGCACACCCCCAUGUUCUUCUUCCUGCUCAACCUGGCCCUCACUGACCUGGGCUGCAUCUGCACCACUGUGCCCAAAGUGUUUUUCUUUGACUUUUUCAUUGCAGCAGAAUUUGCAUUCCUCACUGUCAUGUGCUAUGACCGCUAUGUGUCCAUCUGCAAACCCCUGCACUAUGGGACCCUCCUGGGCAGCAGAGCUUGUGCCCACAUGGCAGCAGCUGCCUGGGCCAGUGGCCUUCUCAAUGCUCUGCUGUACACGGCCAAUACAUUUUCUCUGCCCUUGUGCCAUGGCAAUGCCCUGGGCCAGUUCUUCUGUGAAAUCCCACACAUCCUCAAGCUUUCCUGCUCACACUCCAGCCUCAGGGAAGUUGGGCUUCUUGUGGUCACUUUCUGUUUAGCCUUUGGCUGUUUUGUCUUCAUUGUUUUCUCCUAUGUGCAGAUCUUCAGGGCUGUGCUGAGGAUCCCCUCUGAGCAGGGACGGCACAAAGCCUUUUCCACCUCCCUCCCUCACCUGGCUGUGGUCUCUCUGUUUCUCAGCACUGAAACAUUUGUCUACCUGAAGCCCUCCUCCAUGUCAUCCCCAGCAAUGGACCUCAUGGUUUCAGUUCUGUACACGAUGUUGCCUCCAGUCCUGAACCCAUUCAUCUACAGUCUGAGGAACCAGGAGCUCAAGGAAGCUCUCAGGAAAGCCAUGACUGGAUGUUUUUCAGCCUUUUCAUCUUCCCAUAACAGCCCUCACUUUGCGUUGGCAGCUAGAAAGGAGCUAGAAACACACCCCUAA
Molecule: messenger RNA, 921 nt
Organism: Oenanthe melanoleuca
Lineage: Eukaryota; Metazoa; Chordata; Aves; Passeriformes; Muscicapidae
Product: olfactory receptor 14J1-like
Exons: 3
Coding region: 1-921 (306 amino acids)
Biological process (GO): G protein-coupled receptor signaling pathway
Cellular component (GO): membrane
Molecular function (GO): olfactory receptor activity; G protein-coupled receptor activity
Source: RefSeq, a predicted model, not a curated record